GCAAUUACACUCGGUGCAUUCCAGAGGCGUUCCUGUGAACGCUCUGCAGGUCUGCCUGCCGUCCUUGGGAGAGAGGAAGAAAAAGGGAGGACAAGUCCCUCGUGCUGGGAGACGGAAUGUCUGCAUUUCCAAUCCUCUUCUUAGCUUCCUGUUCCGUUUGGCUCGGCGAGGCCCAGACCGAGUUCAAGAGGGUGGCGGAGGAGAACGUGACCCUGCCCUGCCACCACCGCCUGGGGCUGCUGGAGCAGGGCAGCCUGGACAUCGAGUGGCUGCUGCACAUCUCCGAGACCGUGCAGAAAGCGGUGAUCACCUACUCUGGUGGCCGGGUUUAUGAUGACCUGAACGAGGAGCAGAAGGGCCGUGUGUCCUUCACCUCCAACUUCCUUGCUGGAGAUGCAUCCCUGCAAAUCAUCUCCCUGCAGUCCAGCGAUGCGGGGAAAUACAUCUGCAAGGUCAAGAACGCCGGCCAGUACGAGUGGGCUCGCAUCACCCUCAAGGUCGUGGAGAAGCCCUCCAAGCCCAAGUGCUGGCUGGAGGGGGAGCUGCUGGAGGGGAAGGAGCUGUCGCUGCAGUGCCGCUCGGCCUCGGGCACGGCCCCCAUCUCGUACCGCUGGCAGCGCCUCGGCGAGGAGGACGAGAGAGCCGAGCCGCUGCCGCCCAGCUCCAGAGUCAACAUCUCGAACCCCGGGCAGGUGCUGCUGAAGAACCUGACCCAGAUGAGCACGGGGCUCUACCAGUGCGUGGCCACCAACGAGGCGGGGCAGGAGAGCUGCGUGCUGCAGGUGACAGUGCAGCAUGCGCAAAACAUCAGCAUGAUCGCCGGGGCGGUGUGCGGAGUGGCGGUGGGGCUCUCCCUCCUCUUCCUCGUGGUGAGGCUGACCAUCAGGAGGAAAGAAAAGAAGAGAUACGAGGAAGAGGAGGCGCCCAAUGAAAUCAGGGAAGAUGCCGAGGCACCCAAGGCCCAUCUGGUGAAGCCCAGCUCCUCCUCUUCGGGCUCCCGCAGCUCCCGCUCGGGUUCCUCCUCCACCCGCUCCACAGCCAACAGUGCCUCCCGCAGCCAGCGGACUCUGUCCACAGAAGCCACCCCUCACCUGACCCCACCCCAGUACAGCCAGCGGCAGCUGGACAGGAAGGAAGAACCCAAAAAAUCCGAGUACAACCACCUGGUGAAGGUGGCAGUGCCAGCGAUGGUGCCCGCGCAGAGCCGCGCCUUCCAAACCGUGUGA
Molecule: messenger RNA, 1226 nt
Organism: Melospiza georgiana
Lineage: Eukaryota; Metazoa; Chordata; Aves; Passeriformes; Passerellidae
Gene: CLMP
Product: CXADR like membrane protein
Exons: 7
Coding region: 117-1226 (369 amino acids)
Cellular component (GO): cell surface; membrane; cytoplasmic microtubule
Source: RefSeq, a predicted model, not a curated record